Messenger RNA from Pelobates cultripes (western spadefoot toad), 723 nucleotides. Lineage: Eukaryota; Metazoa; Chordata; Amphibia; Anura; Pelobatidae. The record is from the annotation of a GenBank genome assembly.
AUGAUGAAGACCCCAGCUCAAUUUAAUGCUCAUGAGUUGAAGGGUGCAACCAAGGGUCUUGGGACAGAUAAGGACUGUUUAAUAGGAAAUCUGGUAUUAAGGAGUAAUCGGGAGAUCCGAGAAAUUAACAAAGUUUACAAAGUAGAAUUCAAGAAGGAUCUAGCAAAAUAUGUUGCAUCAGACACCUCUGAAGACUUCCAAAAGGCUCUUCUUGCACUCAUAAAGAGCGAAGGCAGUGAAGCAACUACGGUUAAUGACGAGCAAGCCGACAAUGAUGCAAGGGCUUUGCAUGAAGCUGGAGAGAAGAGAAAAGGAACAGAUGUCUCAACGUUCAUUAAUAUUCUACCCUACCACAUUAGGAGCUUACCACAUCUUCGAGAAGUAUUCCGAACAUAUUCACAAUACAGCAAGAAUGACAUAAACAAAGCUAUUGAUCUGUAGUUGAAAGGAGAUAUCUAAAACUGUCUCAUGUCUAUUUCUAAAUGUGUUGGGAGUAUACCUGCUUAUUUUGCUGAAAAAUUCUACCUCGCAGUGAAGGGAUCUAGAACAAGAUACAAGGCCUUAAUUAGGCUCCUUGUUUCUCGAUCCGAAAUCGGCCUAAAGGAAAUUAAAGUGCAUUAUGGUCGUCUCUACGGAAAAUCUCUGCGUCAGGCUAUUUUGGAUGAAAAAGUAAAAGGAGACUAUGAAACCAUUCUGCUGGCAUUGUGUGGAUCAGAUAACUAA